This is a messenger RNA of Lymnaea stagnalis (great pond snail), 6430 nucleotides long. Lineage: Eukaryota; Metazoa; Mollusca; Gastropoda; Lymnaeidae. The record is from the annotation of a GenBank genome assembly.
GACUGAACUUCGCGGCAGCAAGAUUGCUGGUCAGCACCACACAGGAAAAGUCGUGGACAAACACACAUUAAAUAAUCUUUCGGAGAGAAGUUUUCGUUUACUGAUUACUUUCAAAAGUUACAUGUGUUACGGAUGAAUGGAAGUAGAAGGAAGCUUUUGUGGAUCCAAACCAUGCAGUGAUCGACCUGCCUUUUUAUAAUUAAAUCAAUCUAGACUAGAGCUAGGCUGAAGCCUAAGCAUACGCCUAGGGUCAGGGUAAGUACUCAGCGCUGUAGUCGUAGUACAGUUGCUCUUCUACGCAGGUCAUGACACACUGACUCUAGUCUACGUCAGUUAUAACUUUGUAAAGACGAGUAAGAAUAGACAAAUAAUGUAAGACACGAAAUUGUAACUGAUAUAACGGCAUUAAGAGUUUUUUUGUUUUUUUUUUAAAGUAUAUUGUAAUGUAUACUUCAAUAGAAUAGACUAUUAUUGGCAUUAUUGGUAUUGGCCUAGGCCUAGGUUUUAAAAUAAAGUUAAUUACAAACAUCUAUGGCAAUAUCAAUUAUCAUAUAGAGUGUAUUAGUAUAAUAAGUUAGGCAUAGGCCUAUGCCAUUAGGACCUGUUAGUGUCAUUUUGGUUUGGGUGAAAUUUAAUCAUUUUGACUAAUUUACUGUAAAUUAGUGUAAAUGCACCACUGAGGUUCUGUGUAGGAUUCUCUCCCUUUUGAUUUUGUUUAUUCUUGGAUUGUUACCAGAGUUAACUUUUAUUUUUUUUAAUAUUAGGAAUAAUAUAAAUUAAUAUUUCAGUGGUUGAUUGAUUAUAAUAUUUAAAACUGGCUGAUUUUUCAGGCAUUUUGAAAAAUGGGUUAUGAUUUUUUCUGACAACCUUUGGAUUUUACUUUUGGUGGGACCUGCAACAAAGUGUGUAAAAAUUAAAGUAAAAAGUGUAUUUGAUGAAAAUUUAAGUUGGGUUUUAUUGUUGAUAAUUAAAUACUUUUAAUCAUUUUAUUCAAAUAUAUGAUUUUCUCAGUACUAGUACAGUAGUAAGUACAAUGUGUAACUGUAGUACAUGUAGGCCUAUAUGUCGUGUUAUGGUUCACUUUCGGCGCUAGCUCAUAGCUUACAGAAAUUCUAAAACGUUGUCAAACUGAACUGCGGUCCAUUGUCUGAGCACAACCUGCGGGGUACUCCAUGACAUGGGAAUACACUUUUCAAGGCUCGCACUAUUGCUCAGAUUCUUCGGCUAAAAGGAAGAUCGGAUGCCACGACGUCUUUUGCAUGUUUAUUAAAGUUGCCGUGAAUUAAGGUUAAGGUUAGGUUUAGGGAUACAAUUACUUAGAUUUAGUGACAGAAUUAACUGGUCUUGUCAACCAAGAUGGUGGCCAAUCUUGGCAUCCCAUCUUCCAAUUUACCAAUUCUUCUUAGGACAGUGUUUCCAAGUCAAUGAACUUUGAAUGGUUAUCUACUAGAAGCACAUACUUUUCUCUUUCAAAUUGAAAUACAUCUCUUCCAACCAUGCUAUAUGCAAGGUCCGGUGUCUUAGUAGGAUUAGAGGUUCUGCAACUCGUUCAUUUUGGUGUGCAGCAGAUCUGUCAUACUCUUUUACUUUCAGUUAAAUGUCUGUGUUCAUACCAGGCCAAAACAUAACUUCCCUAUCUCUUUGUUUGCACUUCACUAUCCCUAAGUGAGAUUUGUGUAUCAGCUUUAACAUGUCUGAAUGCAUGCUUGGCAGUAUCACAAUUCUAAGACCUUUGUAUCACAAUUCUAAGACCUUUGUAUCACAAUUUUAAGACCUUUACAUCACAAUUCUAAGACUUUUAUGUAUUAUGCCAACUGACUUUGACAAUUGAUCACGCGAGUCCCAAUAUGACCCAACUUCAAUUGGAGUCUCGCUUCUCUUGUCCGGCCAUCCUGACAUGAUGACUUCACUCAGCGUUGUCAGUUCUUUGUAUGUAAAGUUCUUAAUUUCAUUGCACUUAUCAUUUCUAAUGACUCAUCUGUAAAUUCAUUAGGUUCAUGUAUAGGAGUGAUGAAUUCCAUUUCUUUGAGUUUAUUAAUGACUUUGCUGCUCAGCAAUGCCGCUAAACGACGAGGGGAAUGGAUUACUCCUUUUGCAUUCCCUUCGAGAUGAAUAUUGUAUUCUCCUGACAGUGUUUCACUUGUUUUCCUUAUUUCUGGAAAGUCACUCGUUAACUCAUUCUCUGACGUUAAGUCAUUCUCUGACGUUAAGUCAUUCUCUGACGUUAAGUCAUUCUCUGACGUUAAGACAUUCUCUGACGUUAAGUCGUUCUCUGACGUUAAGUCAGCUCUGUUCACUUGCAGUAAUCCUAGGCUUUCUGCUCACUUGAUCAACUAACAUGUCAUCAGUGUUGUCAUACUCACAUCCAUUAGCAACAAUGCAAUGUCUUUGACAUAAUUAUCAAAACUUUUGCCUUCUGGUGGUUAGCUCUGAUGGGUUCUCAAUCUGUAAACUCUCUUGUUCUGUUUGGGACAAACAUCCUCUUCUAUCUUUUUUAAUAAGAUGUUGAGAUUAUCUCGGUCUCCUUCCUUGAACACAAAUUUUCGGUAUAUUUGCCAACCCUGCUUGUUGAUCCGUAUUCCAAACCAUCCAGCUUUGCUUUUGUCAUCAGUUGAGGCCAGCAGAUCUUUGGAGAUGAAUUCUACUUGCUGCUGAAACCUUUAGAACUCCUGAAACUAGUCCUGAAGCUUUGAGACUUGGUUUUUCAAAGUGCCAUACUGCUGCCAUGGUGAACAUAAAUUAUAUCGAUAUGGACCCUUUGAAUCUUGCUAUGGAAAUUAUAACGAUAUGGAGCCUUCGAGUCUUGCUAUGGAAAUUAUAACGAUAUGGAGCCUUCGAGUCUUACUAUGGAAAUUAUAAUGAUAUGGAGCCUUCGAGUCUUGCUAUGGAAAUUAUAACGAUAUGGAGCCUUCGAAUCUUGCUAUGGAAAUUAUAACAAUAUGGAGCCUUCGAGUCUUGCUAUGGAAAUUAUAACGCAAUUUUAAGUAUUGUGCACUGAAAUUCGCUGACUAAUCUGUGCAUUAUCAUUGAAUCUUUACAGAGCUAGUCCUUUUUUUUCUGAUACAAUGGGAGAUGUUGGUAGAUUUAUUCUGACACCAUGUAAUAUUUUUAUGUUCCUAGGAAGGUAAACAUAUUUAAUUCUCUAUUUACAUCACGUGAGUCCCUUAUUUGACAGCUACUUUUCCAUUAAUGAUAUUAUUUAUUUUGUUCUAGGCUACGCGGAAGCUAAAUACAAGAAGAGUUGAUCUAAUUAGUUUGGCAAGAGUGACUUUCAAGCACAAGUGUCCUCUCAAAUAUGAAUCUCAGCUUGCCUUACCUUGAGGCAGUGGACAUUCCCUUGUGGUCAAUACUCAUACCACUGUCCAUUUAUCUACUUUACCUGUAAGUAUUACAUAAAUAUGAUUUAGUUAACCACUCAAUUCUUUAUUUAUAUGUUUAAAUUUUGCAUUAAGUGUUAAAAUUUCCAAGUAAUUUAAUGAUACUUAAUGUGAAAGGAAAAAUAAAGUGAAGACUGCACAAUAAAUUUAGUUUACAAAAUUAUUGCUGAUCGGCCAAGCAACUUUACCCACUAGUAGAUUUGUACCUAAUCACAAUCAAAAAAAAUUUUAAAAAUAGUUAAAGUUUUAAAUGUGGACACAUGCCUCCAGUAAUAAAAAUGCAGUGGUAUUUAAAUUACCCAACUAGUUUGAAGUCAGGGCUGUUAUUUUAUAGACACCAAAUAUAACAUUGGACAAGUCUGUUAAAAUUUAUGAAAUUAUUAUUGUGGGGUAUUUAUGUUUUUUACAAUAACUUAUAUCAAGAUUACUUGUGUUUGAAUAACUUUCUGGGUAGUUUCUAAGGAUUUUUGAUAAUCCUUGAUAUUUGAUAAUCCUUGAUAAUCCUUCAACUAAACCAUUUUAUCAUUAUAAAUUCUUAAAACUAUUCAAAUUCAACGUUUAUUAUAACAGGUACAAUUUAUAAAACUUUUAUUUGCGUGAUAAAGCUGUUACAUAUUGUACAUGGACAGGCGGCAAAGGUUAUAUUUUUCAGAAAUCAUUUUUGCUUUUUUAGAAUAAAAUGAAAAGUUUAAAUCGUCUCUUGACCAUAAAAUCUUUAAACCUUCGAGUGAGUUUAAUUUUAACCUGUUGCAAAUAUUUUACUCACCUGAUCCUCAUUGACACAUCAAAAACUCUACCAUUUUCAUCUUCUAUUGGAUUAUAUUUAUACUUUUUUUCUUUCUUUCUUUCUUUCUUUCUUUCUUUCUUUCUUUGAUCAUUUUCACCAUAUUGUCUCUUUACUAUUCUGAUCAUUUCUCAGUUUUGUUUUCCUCAUAAAACUUUGCAGUUCCAUGUUGUGCCCUUUUUUUUCAAGAUUAUCCCCCAUUAUUUUUUCCCCACAAAAAAAAAUUAAAUUAGGAUAGACCACUCUUCAAAUCAUACCCCAAUGUUAAACAUGUCAUCAAUCUGCCCUUGAAAUUUGUUUUUUUCUGCUGUAACAACCACUUUCCCUGUUGUCUCAAUCAGAUAUGGCACAAGUCCAUUUAAACUCUGGAAGAAAUUGGGUGUACCUGGCCCAGCACCUGUUCCCUUCUUUGGAAAUACCAUGGACCUGUAUGGUCCUGACAGCUCCAAGGCAGCUUAUGCCAAGUGGCAUUCUCACUAUGGGAGAGUUUAUGGAAUCUAUUUUUUCCGACAUCCGGCUCUGGUUGUAACCGACCCAGAAUUGAUGAAGCAGAUCCUUGUCAGAGAUUUCAACAGUUUCAGGGAUCGCAUGUCCUAUGAUGGAAAUAUUCUCCUGAAUCAGGAGGUGGCGUCAGGGGUGUUCUAUGCCAAGGGGGAUGUUUGGAAAAGAAUCCGCGGGAUUGUCAGUCCAUCUUUUAGUAUUGCCAAAAUUCGUGCCAUGACUGGGAUGGUGAACAGAAGUGCCGAGCGUCUGGGCGAGCAUGUGUUGAAUUUUGCUAAAGAUGGUAUCCCCUGGAGUGCCAAACUUUUUUAUGGGGCUUACGCUCUGGAUGUUGUGACGGGAACAGGCUUUAGCAUUGAUGUGGAUUCUGUGAGCAACUUGGAUGAACCUUUUACAAGACACGGUCGAAGUCUUUUCAUCUUUAAAAACUCUGUCAAAUUUCUGGCAUUCUUAGCCGGAUCUCUGCCGGCAGUCAUGUCCAUCAUCAACAAGUAUCUGAAGGUGGGUUUUUUUAAAACUGAGGUGAGGAUAUGGACUUUUUUGAUGAAAGUAUCAAGUACAUGGUGAAGGAGAGAAAAGAGGACUCUAGCAAACUGAAAUACAAUGACUUCCUGCAGCACCUUAUCAGCGCUGAAGCCGAGACGGGGAGAGAUGAUGUGGGGUCAAAGCUAAGCCCAGAGGAGAUUGUUGCUCAAGGUAUAAUGUUGUUUAUCGCAGGAUACGAGACAGCGUCCAGCACGCUGCAGUUUUUAACAUACGAACUGACCAAACACCCUGAUGUCCUGAGCAAAAUAAUGGCCGAGAUCGAGGAGGUCAUUGGCACCCAGGAACCAACUUAUGACCUAUGCUUGAACCUUAAGUUCACAGAGGCGGCCAUUAAUGAAACACUGCGGUUGUACCCUCCUCUCUCUGUACUAACACGUCAGUGCAGCCAGCCCACCACGUUAAAUGGCUGGGACCUACCUGCGAACACAGCCAUCGUCAUGCCACUGUACAACAUACAACGGGAUCCCGAGUUCUGGAAGGACCCAGACACAUUCAACCCUGACCGUUUUGUUGAGGGAAGCACUUCGUAUGAACCUUACAACCCAUUCACAUACAUCCCUUUUGGUGUUGGACCUCGACUUUGUGUGGGCAUGAAGCUGGGUAUGCUGGAAAUGAAACUGGCGUUGAUCCAUAUUUUAAGAAGGGUGUUGUUCACCAAUGCGACCCCUGAAAAACUGCAUAUCAACGACUUCACAUCAAUUCUUCAGCCAUCAAUUCCUAUCAUGAUUCACGCUACUCCUCGAUGUUAGUUCACAUUUCAAGCAAGGGCCUCCUCGCAGCAUGGAACUUGUAGCAGCUGAUAAAUCAAUUGAAAUAUACUUACACACACAUAUGUCCACACGACAUAGUUUUCCAAUGAUCAGACUUGUGAUCAGUUGUCUUCUUUUUUGGCCUCUUAUAUUGUGUUUAAGCUUUAUUAAUGUAAUGGGAGGAGGAGGGGAUUUAUGGUGUCAUAUUGACUAUUUCUUUCCUCUGUAUUGUACAGGUUACCAAAGGAAUAUUUUAUAUUAAACUAAAUUAAUAGUAAAAAUUUUGGACCAAAAAGUUUUGAUAUGAUACAUUUCUCCACAUUCAAUAAAAAAAAUGUAUAUGAUACAUUUCUCCACAUUCAAUAAAAAAAAUGUAUAUGAUACAUUUCUCCACAUUCAACAACAUUUUUAUAUCAUACAUUUCUCCACAUUCAACAACAUUUUUAUAUCAUACAUUUCUCCACAUACAAUAA